Molecule: messenger RNA, 1866 nt
Organism: Henningerozyma blattae CBS 6284
Lineage: Eukaryota; Fungi; Ascomycota; Saccharomycetes; Saccharomycetales; Saccharomycetaceae
Gene: PRP39
Product: Prp39p
Exons: 1
Coding region: 1-1866 (621 amino acids)
Biological process (GO): mRNA 5'-splice site recognition; RNA processing
Cellular component (GO): U2-type prespliceosome; U1 snRNP; commitment complex
Molecular function (GO): protein binding
Source: RefSeq, a predicted model, not a curated record
AUGAGUCUUAAUUCUAAUCUUUUAUCUGAUUUGGAUGCAGCAUUUAUUAAAGAUAACAGCCAAUUAGUGGAAGCAUACAAUGAUAUUAAUUGGAAUGACCUCACGUCAUUAAAUAACUUAGUAGCAAGCAUAGAGAAAGUGGUGGUAAAGUAUAAAACUCCUAAUAUCGAUAUUAGAGAGGCGCUAGAGGGAAUAUUUUGGCAACUUCUUAAAAGAUACCCAUUAUUUUUCGGAUAUUGGAAAAAAUUUACCGCCAUUAUAUAUCAGCUUAAUGGCUUAGAAGCAUCGAUUAACAUUUUAUCAAAAUCGAUAGAAGCGUUCCCAAGAUCGUUAGAAUUAUGGUGUGAUUAUCUAAAUGUUAUGUGUGCCAAUAACCCUGACCAAAUUGACACGAUUAGAAAGAAUUUUCUGAAAGCUAAGGAUUUGGUAGGCCAUCAUUUUUUGGCAAAUACGUUUUGGGAUAAAUAUAUUGCAUUUGAGACUAAACAUGAAGAAUGGGACAAUUUAUUUGAUAUAUAUAAUGAAAUGGUGGAUAUACCACUACAUCAAUAUUCUAGAUAUGGCCAAGCAUAUAUGAACUUAUUACAAUCAGGUAAAACAAAGAAGACAGAUAAAGAUGCUAGCUCACGGUUAAAAUGGACCCAAAAAUUGGUUAGCAUGGUUUGGACUUAUGAAAGUAAAAUAAAGCAAAGCUAUUUCAGUUUGACACCUCCUUCGGAGGGUGAAGUUAAUAAUUGGGAUGCAUAUCUUUCUUUUCUCCUGAGUAACUAUAAGAACAAUAAAAUAUCCAUAAAAUAUGUUACAAUGGUGUUUGAGAGAUCAUUAACUCCAUGCCUUUAUUUUGAAAAAAUAUGGCUAAAAUAUGUGAAUUGGUUACAAAAUGAAAACUAUUUUCAACUCCCACAUGUUAUUGAUAUUUAUAAGAGAGGAAAUAAGGUAUUGGCAGUACAAUGCAGGGAAUUCAGGUUCCAAUAUAUCAAAUAUUUGAAGAAGCAAUAUUCUAAUAAUAAAGAUAUGGUUUUCGUAUAUUUCACAGAAGCAAUUGCAUCCUUUAAUGAAAUAUGGCCAUUAGAAGUCUUCCCAAUGGGCGAAUAUUUAGUAAUUGUAAAAAGGUAUAAAUUUGCUUCAAGAAUCUCACAACCUAGUAAAGAAAUCUUAAGCAAACAAACUGCAUUUUGGAAAUAUCUUGAUAAAUGUGUCAUGAAUUACUUGAAAAAAAAUAUAGAUCUAUCAGAUCCUUUACAAAGUAUGAUGAAUGAUCAUAACAUAUCUGCCGUAAUAUCAAUGUUGAUAAAACAUGUGUGGCUAGUUUUGAAAAACACAAUGCAAACUAUGAAAUAUUUUAACUAUUUUGGAAAAAUUAAAAUUUUACAAUCAUCUGUAACAUUUUGGCUAUUGUACUAUAAAUUUGAAAAAUCAUCUAAAAAUUUUAUAAAACUAGAGAGUUUUAUUAAUAAUCUUGGCUCAAAAAUUUUCCUGCCGACAACUAUAAUGAAUGAUAUUUUGACAGAUUAUUCAAAGUUUUAUUUAACGAAUGCCACUGUAACUGAUUUUCAAAAAGCUCAAAAAUCAGAUUUAUAUGAGGAAACCCCUAAAUUAGACCCAAUCCUUUAUUCUCACUUUAAAUUGAAUGAUCCAAGUUGGUAUCCUGGAAAGAAUUUCAAUAUAACACUUGACAACAUUCAGAAAAAGCAGGAAUUUAAAGAGAAUGGCCAUCCAGGUAUAAUAAUAGAUAAACCUCAAAUUACGAACACUAUAAUAGGUGUGAAUUCUAAAAACUUCAUCAAGAGACCGCCAGGACUUCCUCAAUUUAGAAACUUGGAGAAAAUUAACCAAUCGCCUAGAUAUACAGAGUAUAUUCCCUAA